Molecule: messenger RNA, 396 nt
Organism: Emiliania huxleyi CCMP1516
Lineage: Eukaryota; Haptophyta; Isochrysidales; Noelaerhabdaceae
Exons: 1
Source: RefSeq, a predicted model, not a curated record
AGCAGCGGCAGCAGCACCAGCAGCAGCAGCAGCAGCAGCAGCAGCAGCAGCACCAGCAGCACCAGCAGCACCAGCAGCACCAGCAGCACCAGCAGCACCAGCAGCACCAGCAGCAGCAGGCGCAGCAGCAGCAGGCGCAGCGGCAGCACCAGCCGCUCAAGUCUCCCCAGCGGCCGCUGCAGCCGCUGCAGCCGCUGCAGCCUCAGGCGCGCUGCAGUCUGUGACAUGAGAUCGCCCGAGAUCGCCCGAGAUCGCCCGAGAUCGCCCGAGAUCGCCCGAGAUCGCCCGAGAUCGCCCGAGAUUGCCCGAGAUCGCCCGAGAUCGCCCGAGAUUGCUCGGGGUCGGGUGCGGCCACACGUCUAUUCCUCCACCCGCCCUACCUGGACUAUGAGCUGA